UUAUUGCUUUCUCGCUGGCCUUCAAUUCGUUCACCAAUUUCCUGUGGGAAAAGAGGGGCAUUUGCCUUCGUGAGAGGAAGAACGGGGCAUGUUCUUUUCUGUCCUCUCUCUCUCUCUCUGAUCAGACAGACAGACACGCGCAUAAUACAUAUAGAUGCAGCAGAGAAACUCUCACUCUCUCUCUCUCUCUCUCGAAUUAUUGCUCCUAACCCAUUCAGAGUACAGAUGGAUCUUCGACUAUAGCGGUUUUAGCAGCUGGAAUCUGCACUUGCACCAUGUGUGUUUCUACUGCCACAACUACUGUUAAUAUAUAUUAUUUUCACUAUAAACAUUCAAUUCCACCACUGAAAGAAGAAAUUGGAGAAAAUGUUGAAACUUUUUGAGCCUGUCUCAAACCUCCAUCAUUCCAUUCAAUGGGUAUUGCAAUUGCAAUGAUUCUAAAGGAGAGAUCAUUGGAUCCCACCUCGGCCAAGUUUUAAAAAAGUGCUAAAAUCCACGAGUAUUAGCAACCCGAGAAACAGUUUAGGAAUAUAGAAAUCAUAGAGAAUGGUUAUUUGUGGUCUGCGGUUACUGGGAUGAUUGAUUUCACGUGAGAGUUCUGCCACAGUGUCCGUGAGUGUGGAGGAGUUUCGAGAAGCCCAGCAAAGCCAACCACUUUAACCACAGUAAGUGUCUCCAAUUUCAUGGAUCCCUACCAGAGCUCCCAAACAGAGCUAGCUAGCUCUUCCACUCCCGUGGUUACUUUACUUUACUUGUGUUCUGUUCAAGUUUCAAUCCCAUUUCAAGUUUUUGGGUUAGAUGAGUAGUUGAAGACUCUUUUCUUCCCACAAGAAAGGGGUUUGGUUUUGUCAAUGGUAGAUCUGAAGACUUAAAAAGUGAGUGAGAAGAGCAAAGACUGAAAACAAAACAGCUAAGAAAAACCAAAGAUCCUGUUCUAUUGUCUCAAUUCUCAACCGUUUUUCAGCUAAUUUAAAGUAGGCCAGUUAACUGUUAGUGUUAACUCUCCUAUCCAUGCAUUAAAGUGUUCAAUGGCUCUCAUUAUGGGAAACCAAAACAAUUGAAACUAAAGACCCUCACUUGCUGUAGUUAGUGUGUAGUGUGUGGUUGGUCCCUAACAUGGAGAGAUCCUAUGAUGUCUUUGUUUUUCUCCUUGUCUCGGUUCUUUGUCUCUUCCUGUCCCAACCAGCAAGAUCACAAGAUGAUUCACAACCGCUUCUGGCAUUGAAAUCCUCCAUAGACGUUCUCAACAAGCUUCCAUGGCGAGAAGGAACCGACGUGUGCACGUGGUUAGGGGUCAGAGACUGCUUCAACGGAAAAGUGAGGAAGCUAGUUCUGGAACACUCCAACUUAACCGGUUCUCUGGAUUCCAAGAUCUUGAACCGUUUGGACCAGCUCCGAGUCCUCAGUUUCAAAGGAAACUCGCUCUCCGGGCAAAUACCCAACAUCUCCGCCUUGGUCAACCUCAAAUCGAUUUUCCUCAACGAAAACAACUUCUCCGGCGAUUUUCCCGCCUCCGUCGCCCUCCUCCACCGCGUGAAAGUCAUUGUACUGUCGCAAAACCAUAUCUCCGGCGAAAUUCCGGCGUCGCUGCUGAAUCUCCGGCGACUGUACGUUCUCUACUUGCAAGACAACGCGUUGACUGGACGCAUUCCCGGUUUCAACCAGAGCAGCCUCAGGUAUUUAAACGUUUCGAAAAACCGUCUAUCCGGCGAGAUUCCGGUGACGUCGGCAUUGAUCCGGUUCAAUGAGUCGUCGUUUUGGGGGAACCCGGGGCUCUGCGGGGAACAGAUCGAAGAAGCAUGCAAAAACGGAAGCGGUUCAAUGCCGCCAUCGAUAAGCCCUAGCUAUCCGUUGAAACCGGGAGGAACAACGUCAACGACGAUGGGGAAAUCGAAGCGCACGAAAUUGAUAAAGAUAAUUGGAGGGAGCGUUGGGGGAGUUGUUUUUGCAUUAGGAUGCGUGGUUUUGGUGUGGGUGAUUUGCAGGAAGUGGAAAAGAAGGAGGAGGAGGAGGAGGAGGAGGAAGGGUGGUGCUGAAGUGGCAGAAGGGGAAGUGGGUGCGGCGGGAAGUGGGGGAGGAGGUGAUAAUAGUAAAGAAGAAGAAGGUGGGGGGUUUGCGUGGGAAAGUGAGGGUAUAGGGAAGCUGGUGUUCUGCGGAGGAGGGGAUGGGGACAUGAGUUAUAGUUUGGAGGAUUUGCUCAAGGCUUCGGCGGAGACACUGGGGAGGGGUAUAAUGGGAAGUACGUAUAAGGCAGUGAUGGAAUCGGGGUUCAUAGUUACUGUGAAGAGGUUGAAAGAUGCAAGGUACCCUGGCUUGGAAGAGUUCAGUGCUCACAUUCAAGUCCUUGGGAGGCUCACCCACCCUAACCUCGUCCCUCUCAGGGCUUAUUUCCAGGCUAAGGAGGAACGCCUCCUCGUUUAUGAUUACUUUCCUAAUGGCAGCCUCUUCUCCCUUAUUCACGGAUCGAAAACAUCUGGUGGGGGAAAGCCUCUUCACUGGACAUCCUGCCUUAAAAUUGCUGAGGAUCUAGCAACAGGCAUGCUCUAUAUCCACCAGAACCCUGGCUUGACACAUGGAAACCUGAAAUCUUCUAAUGUAUUGUUGGGUUCUGACUUUGAGUCAUGUCUUACUGAUUAUGGUCUCACUGUGUUCCUUAAUCCUGACACAAUGGAUGAGCCUAGUGCAACUUCUUUGUUCUAUAGAGCACCUGAAUGCCGCAACUUUCAAAGGUCACAAACUCAACCAGCUGAUGUAUACAGUUUCGGGGUCCUUCUUCUUGAGCUUUUAACUGGCAAAACACCCUUCCAAGACCUUGUUCAGACAUAUGGUUCAGACAUACCUAGGUGGGUUCGGUCAGUGCGCGAAGAGGAGACGGAGUCUGGGGAUGAUCCUGCUUCAGGCAAUGAAGCAUCUGAAGAGAAGCUUCAGGCUCUUUUGAACAUUGCAAUGGCAUGUGUUUCACUAGUGCCGGAGAACAGGCCUACAAUGAGAGAAGUUUUAAAGAUGAUAAGAGAUGCAAGAGGGGAGGCUCAUGUCUCAUCUAACAGUAGUGAUCACUCCCCUGGUAGAUGGUCAGAUACUGUUCAAAGCUUUCCAAGGGAAGAACACCAGAGCAUAUGAUUGAUAACUUUUUGACAGCUUAUUAGUUGAAACUAUGCAUUCUGAUUUUUCCUGAAUUGGUUAUUGAUACGAUUCCAUGCAUAAACUAGGUGAUACGUGAGGACCUACAUUUUUAAUCUCUAGCUGUGUGAGUAAAUGCAUUUUAAAGGGUAAUUAAGGAUUCUUUUAUAGAGUCAUCACAGGUUGCAAAGACUGGGAGAUCAUCAGUUCCUGCUUUGUCUUGUAUUUUCUUUUUAAAAUAAAACACACAUUCCAAAUAAAAACAUGGGGUUCAGAUUAA
Glycine soja is the source of this 3400-nucleotide messenger RNA. Its product is annotated as inactive leucine-rich repeat receptor-like serine/threonine-protein kinase At1g60630. The transcript is spliced from 3 exons. NCBI's taxonomy places the organism in Eukaryota, Viridiplantae, Streptophyta, Magnoliopsida, Fabales, Fabaceae. The coding region runs from base 1117 to 3120 and encodes 667 amino acids. Gene Ontology annotation, molecular function: protein kinase activity; ATP binding; protein binding. Gene Ontology annotation, biological process: protein phosphorylation. The record is from RefSeq and is a predicted model, not a curated record.